Molecule: messenger RNA, 1395 nt
Organism: Prorocentrum cordatum
Lineage: Eukaryota; Dinophyceae; Prorocentrales; Prorocentraceae
Source: the annotation of a GenBank genome assembly
GCUUCGCGGGACUUCCUCAUGGCGCAGCUGGACUUGAAGCUCGCAACGCUCAGGACAGAGGUCAUCGCGGAGUCCGGCGCGCUGCUCGAGGGCCCCAUCGGCGCCGCGGUUGUUCAGCAGCAAAGAAUGAACAAACAGUUCACGGGGCAAAUCCAAGCCUCGACGCCUCCACUUCGAAGCUCGAAUCCGAUCGCGCAGAGCUCCGCGCCCAAGUUCAGGAAAUGCGACAGCGGCUCUACACGCAGGAAGCCGAGAUCCCCUACCGAGGACUACGCGAGCCUCAUCGAGUGGGACAGGCCUGCGGACGCCAGCAUUGUCGUCGGCACGGCUACAGAUAUUUUCACCGCUGAACACUUCAAGCUCAGCAUCCAGCCAAUCACUGACAAGUGCGAGUUCGUCGACGGCGCUUGGGAGGUCGUCGGAAACAGUCCUCCUCGGCGCUUCGUCAUCCAGUUCAGUGGCGACGCCUCUGCUCGCAAGGUCCGCUCUUUCUACGGCGCGCGCAAGGGCCCCGAGGGGGCCUGGCUCAACACCGAGGUCCUCAGCGUCCACGGCAACGCCACCAGGCUCUUCCUCGGUCUGGACCGUUCGGGCAAGACCGCGCGCGGGGAGGUCCAGUCGAAAAAGGAUGACGCCACGCGCCUCCUUUUCAAGUGCGACGGCCGUCUUGUCCACGGGGCCAAUCGCGAGGACAUCCGCGAGCAGUUCGAACAAGUCUUUCAUGCAUCCUUGGAGGCGAAGAACGUCCAGUGGCGGACUGAACAAGACCUUGGCUCCCUGGCGCGGGCGAAGUCUGCUGGCGCAAUCUCUGUCACCAAAUGGCGCGCCCGAGCCCUCCUCUGCCAAGAUCCGAUCAAGCGCGAGCAGAAGGUCGCUCACAUGCUGCGCGCGCUCAACUCGUCGGCGGAGCUGGCCUGGCAAGACGUCCAGGGUUCGGAGGCGGAGCUCGCCCGCGAGAUACACUCGGGUCUACACAUUAAAUCAGCGCAGUCACCCAAUGCUGAUGGCGAGCUCCCGAACACGCUUGUGAUUCGCAACGCGCGCAGAUUCGAGCUGUCGGAGGACCAGGUGCGCCGCGCGGUGGGCCCUAUCCGCGCCGAGCUCAGCAUCGCGGAGCAGCGGCCCGAGCGCGCCGCGGCCCUUGUCACGGGCGAUUUUAAUUUCAUGGACGAUGCCCCGCUGGAGCUGACUGCGCCGCCGGUCAACCAAAGACGCCCUAGGCGCCGCAACCACCAUCCUGAACGCAAGCGUCUUUGGGGGCAAGCUCUGGACACGACGGUAGAGGUCGACCCAGCGGCCCCAACGCGCUACGCUGAGCACUCGCAGCAGCGCGCACGCAUCGGACAAAUAUACACCAGCUCGCCCACCUGGGUGCUCAUCCAGUGGCACGCGAAG